ACACAGGAAAAAAUCUUUGGCUCCGUAGGUGUUAUCAUUCUUUACUACUCAGUCUACCUAGCAGAAAGUAACAUUUCUGUUAGUGUCCCAGGAAGGCUGCCUGCACUCUCAGUAUCUGCUUUCCAGUUAAUCCAUGAUUUACCAAAAUAAUCACUUAUCAGAUAAGCGUAAGGGUUUGAAAUAAGAUGUUCUGUUCAAUUCUUUUAAACUGUGUACCAGUUGGUUCCUGCAGGAUUCCUGUUCUGGCACUUCUCCCUGAUUCUGCUGAACUGAACAGUUGAUAGUUCAUAUUUUAAUGUUCUUGAACAAACCUGUCAUUCUAACAGUCUGAGUGACUUUUUUUUCCCUUACAAGUAGAAGCGUUCAUAGAAUACUAAAUUUCACUGAAGUAGUCUAACCUGUAAAUACAGUCAGGUCCCAGCUAUUUGUAAAUGAUUUGGUUCCUAACUUAAGCCUUUAUCAGUAUGAAUGUUCUAAGUCCUUCCAGUGGAUAUUGGAGGAAAGAUCAUAGAAUUAUAGAAUAUAUAUAUUAAUGAAGAUAAAUUAUGGAGAUAGAUAUAUUAACGAAAAAUAAAAUGUCAGGUUAAGCUGCUGGAUAUGUCUAAAUUUUCAGCAUUACUGUGUGUUUAACCAAAGCUGAAGUAUUUGCUCAAACUUAGACUUAAAUUGUGACAAAGGAAAGCUCUUCUGUUUUCAGAAAUAUCACUUUUGUAAAUAGUUCUAGGUUCUUGUAACUGGAACAUAGUGGGUGGAAGAGUUUCUUGGCUGCCAAGAUGCCCCCCUUCGCCUCCUUAUUUCAGGUAUAGAAACAUUGUGUAUGCAGUGGAUUUUGGCUUCAGUUAAAUGGAUCAUCCCAUAAUUAAAAAAUACAAAUAUUGUUCUUUAAGCAUAGCCAGACUGUGGCAGGCUGGCUGGGAAUUGAUCUGAUCUGGCAAUGCUGUUGCUAUGAGUUAUUAAAUAACAGAUGUACCCAGCCAGCUGUUUUUAUUCAUAAUUGAGGCAUUUCAAGUCCAGAAAUAGAUACAGCCAUCUGCAUUAAAAGUAAAAUGAUUCCAUCAGUAAAUGAAGAGACAGCUGUCAACAGUUGCUUUUAAUGUCACUAAGUACUAUAUAGUACAGUAUUAAUUUAUAGCAGAAAAUCAUAUCUUGUAAACUGUAUAUAAAACACUGUUUUAUGGUGCAAUCAUUUGUCAAACUUUUGUCUGUUACUUUUGUUUGAAAGAUGUGUACAUUAUUCUUCAAUACCUAAGAGCAUCACUGUAAAAUCUGCUGAAUAUUAUUUAUAGGUUCUAUUUGCACAAGGUUUAAACUACAGAAAGUUCGUAUUGAACAUGCCUAGACAUCUGUAGACUUUUUCAGUUCAUGAAAAGGAAAAGUUCCCAUGCAAGUCUUCUCCAAAGGUAAUCCCGUAUUUAUGUUGAGUGUUUACAUAAACUUUUCUAUUUCUGCCAUUGGUUUUUUGAAGGACAUUUUGUGCAUCACUAGAAAUUCUUCAGUCUCCUGCUUCCAAAUUCUCCAGGGGGUUAUUGCUAUGUGCACGUUGUUUAUUCGGCUAACAAAGCGUGAGAUCAGAAGCUUGAAAUACCUUCAGAGUGAAAACUGUUGGAUGUGUUGAUGUAAAUCUUACGGUUGAGACACGAUCCCCUCAGAGCCAUUUGUUCCAGGGGUGAGCAGAACGUGCUUCCUUGAGUGCACAGCCCGCCACAUUCAGCCUCACGGUGCUUUGCUGGCAGGGACACCCGUUGUACCAGAGCUGGGCAGGGCUGUGCUCCUGAGCCCGACCCUCUGGCCAUGCCAGCUGGGCCCUGCGUUUAAUGCCUGUGUUUCAGAGCUGUUACUUAACCACUUCAGAACACACCUGUAGAUAAUAAAAUUGUCCUUUAAAAACUGUGUGAAGGAUGAAAUAAUGAAGGAAGCGGUGUGUGCCAGCGGCUCUGCGGCCCGGGCAUCCCGUCGCUCCCUGCCCCAGGCCUGGCUGCCUGCGUCCGUCCGCCCGCCUUUACCGAGGAGUGUUUUCUAAGUGCUUACAUUUCUUUUUUUAUUUUUUUUUUAAUCGAUGAUUUCUGAACAAAUGUUAAUACAAACUGUAUAAAAAUGAACAUAAUUUUCUUCACACUUGUAUUUUUGUUAUCAAGUUUAUCAAAAUAAAUUGUCUACUAAAACCCCCGGCCGUGCCUGCGCUGACUGAGGGAAGCCGCGCGGCCGGUGCCGUGCCCUCCUCAGCGCCCCCUGGCGGCGGGAAGCGGCGCCGCUCGGUCUCCAUCGGCAACGCCGUAACACAGCGCGCACGCGGCCGGCUGUGGAGGGGCGGGAAGCCGCUCGGGCUGGCGGUGCUGAGCGGGGGUCCGGGCGGCGGGGCGGUCCGCCAGACUGCCGGGACGUGAGGAGGAAUAGGAGCUGGAGAGCCGUUUCCCGCUGAGGGUGACCGCCAAAGCCAGUGUGCAAGGUGACCAUCCACUACAGCAGGAUUUGACUAUGUCUGAUCUAGAACCAGAUAAUGGGUUGCUGGUAAUCUGUGCUAAUGAGACACAGGAUCUGCUGGUAGACAACAGGAAUGAAGAAAAUGCUGCCUAGCAAGGUGCAAACCACAGAAGAGUGGCUAAGAAACUACAGUUUAGAAUCCUUGCAGUUAACAUUAGAGCAUCUGGUGAACGAAGGCACUAUUAUUUUGGAUUCAAGGAAUGGUGCUGAGGAGAUAGAGCUGGCAGAAGAGGCCGUUACUAAUUUUGAGGCCAGAGUUUCUGAGGCAGUUGAACUUUAUCAGCAACGAAUUCAGUGGCUGUUGAAGGACAGCAGAAAGGUGUUUGGCCUUGUAAAAGGAACCAAAGUUGGACUUGUGGUUGAUGUGUCUGGUCUGAGUGACAGACCUAGACUAGAGGGUUUUCAGAAAGAUCUUUUGUUCUUAAUAGAUGAACAGCUGUGUUAUAAGAAGCAAUUGUACUGCCUCUCAUUUGGUACAGAAACUUCACCUCUAUGGGAGAGUCCAAAAAAUGUUGGUGUUCAUGUGCUAGGUGAAGCAAAACAGUGGGUACAGCAGCUGGCACCUGCAGGAGGCUGCAAUUUGGUGAAAGCCUUAAAACAUGUCCUUACAGUGAAAGAGCUGAAUUCUCUGGUGAUUAUAAUACGAAGCUGCCCUGAUCAGUCUCUGGAAAUACUGGCAGACUAUGCUCAGCAAUGUAUGCUAGGGAGAAAACUUCUGGUUCAUGCUGUUUCAUACGAUUGUGGCAGUCCUGCUGCUAUUGCAACUGUUAAACAGCUUGCAGAAGUUGUCAGUGGCCGCUACCAUUGCUACUCUUCAAAGGGAGAGAAUUCUGACAGUAGUGAUGUUAAUCUGCUGCUUCAGGAAUCACACAAGGCUCAGGACCUACUCCAGAGUAUCAAGCAGACUUUUCAAAGGCGUGUUGAUGGCUCACUUAUUAGUGGAAUAGCAGAUGUUUCCACAGAAGUUGCAAAUGCAUCAAUUCCUUGCUUCCUAUCAAGGCCUCCAAAGUAUGAAGGACCAUUAAUUAUUCAAACACCACGCUUCCUGGCCAGAACUUCAACAGAAUGGUUAAAGACAAAUGGAUUGAAAGCUAAGAAGUUAAACCUUUAUCAAGUUUUGGCUCCCAAUGCUUUUUCUCCUGUGGAAGAAUUUGUACCAAUUCUUCAAAAAACAGUAUCAUCAACUCUACACGAGGCAAGUGAUGGGGACCUGCUCCUUUUCUCUUGUUGGGUUUUUUGUUUGGUUGGUUUGGGUUUUUUUUGUUUGUCUGUAUUUCUUUCUACUGCUACUUUUUCUAAUUAAAAUUGGUGCUUUAUAAGAUAAUGACAU
Molecule: messenger RNA, 3811 nt
Organism: Tympanuchus pallidicinctus (lesser prairie-chicken)
Lineage: Eukaryota; Metazoa; Chordata; Aves; Galliformes; Phasianidae
Product: von Willebrand factor A domain-containing protein 3A-like
Exons: 13
Coding region: 2555-3784 (409 amino acids)
Source: RefSeq, a predicted model, not a curated record